AUGGAUAUAGGACACUUCACAUCCCAGAGUCUAUUCAAAGAUAAAGCAGAGGGAGGAGGAGGUGAUUUCAUGUGUGUGUGUUUAUGGAAAAAAACAGGCAGGUAUUCACAGGUCUCAGCUUUCUUCCUCUUCCCUCCUUCUUUUGUGGCAGAUUCCCUCAGUGAAAGAGAGGAACUUCAAAUUCCUUUUCAAGGACCCGGGAGCCUGAGCACACAUUCACGGACACCUGGACGACCCUGCAACCAAAAUCUCAACUCCACAUCUUACAUUUUAAGGGUGCCAGGGCCACACUCUUUUCCUUUUCCCAGUGUUUCCUUCCCUCCUUCCACCCCCUUUCCUGCGAUGUCCACCCCUUUCCCUCUUCUCCAACCGAGAGGCAUCGACCACAGCCUGCCAACCUGUAGAGAGACUCAGUGCAGUAACCAUGGUGACUGUGUGGGUCCUUCGGGUGGUGGUACCGUUCUGAUUUGUGAGUGUGACCUGGGCUACCAGGGCGAAUUCUGCGAGGACACGGUCAACGGGGCGUUAAAUGUGCCGCUGACCCUGAGUGUGCUGGGCGUCAUCGUUGGGUUGCUGAUCCUGGCUUUCAUCGUUGCCAAGUUGCGACGGAAACAAAAGAAGAAACGCAGGAGAAAUAUUGCAGAAAACACUGGCUACAACGUUGCUCUGUAAUGAGGGGAAAUCUCCAUUGUAACUAAGGUCAGUCAUUGUGGCCAGUGACACUUCCAUAAGCUUUCCUCUGCAGAGAGGUAACAGCACACCUUGUUUAAUGGAACCAGGUCUACUCUUCUACCAUGGCACCAGACUGUAUGACUCUGACACUUAACUGAACUUCUAAGAGACAAGGUUUACUAGUGACACAACUUCACUGCUGUAACUAUGUUUUUCAUAUGUCAGCCGAUGAUACUGAUCAGAAAUGACAUGCAUGUAGCCUACAAAUGUCUCCAAAGCUCUUAGGUGGUUCAUUUAGACAGGUGAAAGUAGUAAAUUAGUAAAUUAUAGUAAAUUAUUUAGGUAGAUGGGGUAAUAUAGCUGUGCUGUUUGCAAACAUCAUACUUUCAGGGAUAAAAGUUAAAAAUUUGAAUUUUUAACAAAAUCAAGUGAUAUCUGGAAAACAUAGUUCUGGGAAUUAGGCUUUGUCUACUACCAUUAUUUGCUUAUUAGUGCAAUAAAAAUAUUUUUAUAUUUACCUGUAUAGUGCAUUAUAUUCAUUACUGGCUACAAGUUUUGAACCUGCAGUUCACUGAUGUUGAUGUAAAAUUGUAACCUUUAGUCCCAAAAGUAGAUGCUACCAUUUUGGUGUGAAAAAAUUAUGUUUUGUAUGAAACGUGAUAGCCACAGGAUUACAUUUUCUAUCAAUGUAAUGAUCUGUUGUUAACGUUUGUAUUUGGCAUCAUCAUCAUCAUCAGAAAAAUGUUCACAGAGGACAUUUGUUUUCAGCUAGAGUAUCUGUUAUCCACUUUUAAUGACUACAGCAUUAUUUUUAUGUUUAUGUUUAGACACUAACAUCACUUGGUGAAGGCAAGGGAAAGACUGUGGUCUGGUUUGAUACAGAAAUAGCUCCCACUGAAACUAGAUGUCCAUGAAUCAAAACUACAAUCUUUCCCUAAGCUUAACCAAAGCGCUUUUCCUGCCUAAACUGAACCAUAGGUGGGUCUCUGGUCUGCUGAUUUUUUAAUAAAUGAAAUGCUUUAUUCCUGCAAAAAAAAAAUAAAAUAAAAAUAUGCUGCCUAUGAAGAUAAUCCAGCCAGAGAUUACAUUUGCUGUUGAGAGUAAACAAGCAUCGACUCCUGACAGAAAGUUCCUCUCCGUUUUCCACAUUGUGCACUUUCAUGUUUACUACGUCUGUAUGCUUUUAAAUCAGUCCCUGAGCUAAGUUCUAGAUCGAUUACAACUCAGAUUUAUUUUGACACAAAUAAACCUGUGUGUGUGUGUGUGUGUGUGUGUGUGUGCGUGCGUGCGUGCGUGCUAUAGAGUGGCCAUCCAUCAAAAUCUGGUCCUUACUGAGUAAUAAAGUUACUGUAGAUAACUUGAUUAGCUUGUGUUGUGCUCUUUUGUGCUGUAUUAUUUAUUUUGUACACUACUGACUGAAUUACUGCUUUAUUUGCCUUUUUGUAAUAAAUGUGAUAACCACAAGCUUCA
This is a messenger RNA of Toxotes jaculatrix (banded archerfish), 2142 nucleotides long. RefSeq lists its product as uncharacterized. The transcript has 5 exons. Bases 1 to 672 code for a protein of 223 amino acids. NCBI's taxonomy places the organism in Eukaryota, Metazoa, Chordata, Actinopteri, Toxotidae. The record is from RefSeq and is a predicted model, not a curated record.